Corythoichthys intestinalis (scribbled pipefish) is the source of this 2249-nucleotide messenger RNA. RefSeq lists its product as uncharacterized. Bases 54 to 1025 code for a protein of 323 amino acids. Lineage: Eukaryota; Metazoa; Chordata; Actinopteri; Syngnathiformes; Syngnathidae. The record is from RefSeq and is a predicted model, not a curated record. The transcript is spliced from 2 exons.
AAUCACCAAGCGCAGGCCACUCCCGACGACGUCACUUCCACAAAUUCGAAAACAUGGCGCCAGGCUCGACGUUCGUAUGGACCGACAAUGAGACGGAGUUGCUUCUGAACGCGGUUUUGGAGUAUAAAACAACCAAGGCAAAUGAAAAUGUCAAUUGGGAAUCUUGCAAGUACAGGUACGUGGACAUACUGAAACUAUUUAUUCAGCAAUAUCCUGCAAAGACUUCCAAUGAGUUUCCCCGUGGAAGGGGAGAGCUAACGCGUGGUACACUGACCAGCAAGGUUAAGGCAAUCAGGAUUAAAUAUCGCAUGGCUGUUGAAAGCGGACGCAGGAGCGGCCAUGGAAGAGUCGUUUAUCUUUAUUUUGAAUUGUGUGAACGAAUAUGGGGUAGUUCCUCCACCAACACAACCAUGUCGUGUAGCACGGAAACAAAUAGCCCACUUAUUGCCUCGGCUUCUACGUCACCCUCGUGCAUCAUGGAGACUACAGACCCAGUGUCAGACUCUGAGCAGCAGAGAAGUGCUACGAUCGCAGUGAAAGAAAGGAGAAACCUGCUCCGAACUGACCUGAAUAGACACUGGCAUGAUCGUUUCAAGAGAAAGCUCCAAGAUGCCGUUGAAGAAGAUCUUCGCAUAAAGAAAAAAAUGUUGGUGUUUCUGGAAACAUCAGAAAAGCAAGCAGCUGAUCAUUUUGCCAAAAUUACAGAUACGCUUGGCAUGCUCACUACAUCCAUUGCUGAGGGUUUUUCUCUCCUAAAACAAGUUGUGCAGCCUCCAGCACAAUCUUCAUGUUACAUGCCAUCCGAAGCAAGAGGGCACAAUUUUUCGCAAAUGCAAUCUUUCCAGGCAAUUACCUCAAAUCAAGAAUUUAAUUCAUUCUCAGGCAACACAGCUUCUUUUGGAGGAACACAACAGAAUGCAAUCAGCGUCUUCAACACACACGAUGCAUCCCAUUCCGGGAAUCCUGCUGACAGCACAGGGCUCAUAGGGUUCUCCUAUACCGAAGCCCUUUACAGUGAUGAUUAAUAAAUGCUACAUUGAUGGUAAAUGGUAACUGUAUUCCUAAUGUUAUGGCAUUGAGAUUAAUAUGUAAAAUGCAAAGUUUUAACGACUGUUUACAAAUAUGCAUGCUCUAACAUCUGUAUAAUGUUUGUUUAAAUGGACACUGCUGAAGAUAUAUACUGGAGAGUGUUUUUAUUUGCACAAAAUACCUUUAUUUUUCAAGUUUUACUGUGUUUUUAUUAGUAUUAUUUAUUUAUUGUCAUCAUCAUCGGUAUCAUUGACAGUUACAAGAUGUGAUACGACUAACCCGAAGAAAGAAAGAACCGAAAAGACAAGGGCUGACGGGAGAAGCAUAUGCUUAUCAAGUCCCGUCCCCUACAGCCAAGGACGCACAAUCAAAACAUGGUAGAGUAGGCAUUGCACAUUGCAUUACAUGAGCUUUUUUUUGGUGUCUUCACAUGAAUUUUCUUCCCAAAAGUUAUUGAUUGGCCAUAACACUUAGGUAAAGUUGUCGAUUAGUUGCGAGUUCAUCGAUUGGGGUGAUUGUCAGAUUUGUGUCGGGAGGAAUAGCCGUGCUUUAUAUAGACAUCGGGGACAGUUUGCACAUUUGCCUUCAAAUUCUCACUGAAAAGCAUAAUGAUUGUUUUUUUUUCUUCAUAAUUAUUAUUAGCCAAUGUUCUCUCCUGAAAAUUUGGUCAGUGCUCUGAUGAGGUCAAGUUCACCCUGUUCAAGGCCUAUUGUACUCCCCUCUAAACUGUGCAUCUGUGGUCAAAUUGUAAUAAAGUUUUCAGAAACUGCAAGUCACAUACAAAGAUUCUCUGAGAAUGUGGUUGAAUAGGCCCAGGUGGUGCAGUGCCUCUGAAAUGUUUUUUUUUGCUGCUUGGGUGAAUACUCUCCAGGCCCUCCUAAAAGUGCGGAUGUUUAAUUUCAUUGAUCGUUUGAAGGGUUCUAAAAAUGGGAUUGUCUUGGGCCUGACUAACAUUUUGCAGUUCUACACGCUGCUUGUCACUGUUCUGGAAACACUGGUAUAGGUGCCUUUUUAAAAGUGGUUCACUAGGUGACCUAGUUUUGUAUCACUGUAGUUUACCUCAUUUUGUUUUUUUGUUUUUAGGUUUGGUAAAUCCUUUCCCUGUAUUAUAUGGUUGUUGCCUGGACCUUGAGUCUGUUAAUAAAGCAAUCUAAUAAAGAAAUGUGUGCAGUGUUUGAACGUAUGACUGUUUUAAUGUUAUUUGUGAUUGAAAUGCUCAA